Molecule: messenger RNA, 1800 nt
Organism: Colletotrichum truncatum
Lineage: Eukaryota; Fungi; Ascomycota; Sordariomycetes; Glomerellales; Glomerellaceae
Source: RefSeq, a predicted model, not a curated record
AUGUCGUACAACGAAGCAGUGUUGCAUGAUAUCGAGAGUCUUCAUAACACUCUGAAAGAUAUUACCAAGAAGAUUGGCCUACCUGAGCCUGCCGCACUUCAGACCUUGAAUCUUCGAAACUCUACAGAUUCACCCUCACAUAAUGGGCGCCCGGCGUCCACGACAAACGGUAACGGCUACCGCCUUGGUGUACCCGGGGAGGACAAUCAUGGCCCGUCUUGCGACAACUCGCCCAAAAUCUCCCCUGAGGACGAAAACCUUCCCCAUGUGCCCAUUCACUCGCUCUAUGCCCUCACAAAACUGAGAGCUCUGAGGUCUCCAGAUGCUCCUGAGGGCCACUCAAGUCCUGCUCUUGACGACUUCAUUGCACGUGGUGCAUUACGAUUAGACGAUGCUGAACGACUUUUUCGGCUUUACCGUGACCGGCUGGACCCGUUCAUGUAUGGCGUUGGAUGCAAAUAUCACACACUGGACGAACUGCGCCGCAAAAGCUCUAUCCUCACUGCUGCGACCCUUACAGUCGCAUCACUUCAUGACCCCCAAGCGAACGGGAUCUACGGGGUCUGCAGCUCAGAGUUUCGUCGGCUUACUGAAAGAUCAAUGUUUGAUCGCAGGGUGGAUCGUGAUUACCUCCGUGCCAUGUGUGUGGCGUCCUACUGGCUCAGCGAUAUGUCAUGGAUGUUGUCGGGCUAUGCAAUCAGAAGGGCAGCAGAAUGCAAUCUACACAAUAGCUACACUCGUGCGAUCGAGGAGAAAAGUGAAGAGGCCGCUGAUGGAGCUAGGCUAUGGUACAUCCUCAAUAUCUGUGACCAGCACCUGGCGACAUUGUACGGAAGGCCCGCAAUUGUUCAGGAUGACUCGUCAAUGCAGCAAUGGGAAAGCUUCCUCGAGUCACCGGUUUCAACGGAACAGGAUAAACGACUAGCAAGUCAAGUGGCGCUCUUGGGGAUCAUUGGUAGUAUUCGAGAACUUUUUGGUCCAGACAAGGGGCAUCCAACUCCAAGAGCGUACAUUCACCAAAUCACGCAGUUCAACAAACAACUUGACCAUUGGAUUAAACAUUGGUCAGAAACGCUACCAGGCAAGUGGACUUCUCUAACGCAAGAGUCAGAACAUAUCGGGCGCUUCCCACGUAAAGGCGCCAAGUUGCAUUUUCACUUCGCGAAACUCCAUCUCUACUCGCACAUCUUCCGCGGUCUAUCAGGAGACAGUCCGAUACCUUACCAUUUCCUCGACUGCGCUGCGACUGCAAUAUCAGUCGCAACCUCGACCAUUAACUUCAUAUUAAGCGACCCGGACGUUGCUGCUGGUGUUGUGGGUAUGCCGUCAUAUCUUCACUGUAUGACUGCAUUCGCAUGUAUGUUUCUGAUCAAGGUGGCUGUCAAAUACGGUGGAGAUCUCAUUGAACCAGACCGCGUCUGGGACUUGACGACAAGCCUUGUACGGCAUUUUCGAUCGUUACCCGCAGGAAAGUGGCAUCUGGCCAAUCUUAUGGCACCGGGUCUUGAACGCAUGGCUGCAACUCUGAAACGAAGCUAUACUGGACAGCCAAGUCAGCUCCAUGACAUUAUGCCUGCGAGCAACGGGAUGAACGGAACAAUAGGCUCACAACUGGCUGCUCCUGGAACUGACGGAGCGUUUCUUGGCCCUGAAGGAGAGUUCUUCUUUGACUAUGACAUGAGCUUUGGGUUAUCACCAGUAUUCAAUUUCGACCUGUCGUCUUUGAAUAAUGAGCAGUCGUCGGCAACAGCUCAAGAGUUCCCAAACGUUGAGUACCAACUUACGAGACCUGGUUCAUGA